Gigantopelta aegis is the source of this 1328-nucleotide messenger RNA. RefSeq names its product 5-hydroxytryptamine receptor 4-like. Gene Ontology annotation, molecular function: dopamine neurotransmitter receptor activity, coupled via Gi/Go; G protein-coupled receptor activity. The record is from RefSeq and is a predicted model, not a curated record. Lineage: Eukaryota; Metazoa; Mollusca; Gastropoda; Neomphalida; Peltospiridae. The transcript has a single exon. Gene Ontology annotation, cellular component: membrane. Bases 1 to 1005 code for a protein of 334 amino acids. Gene Ontology annotation, biological process: adenylate cyclase-activating adrenergic receptor signaling pathway.
AUGGAUGAUAUCAGAAUCAUAUGCGGUAGCAUCUUUCAGGCACUGGCACCCGUAGCACCACCGACUAUGUCAGCAAUGCAAAUAAAUGCUUUCUGUACGUUUAUGCUAAUAAUUACGCUUGCGGCAGCGACUGGGAACAUCCUCGUCAUCAUCGUCAUCGCCAAGUUCCGUACACUCCGGAAACAGUCGAACGCUCACAUCGCGUCUCUAGCCUUGGCGGACGUUCUCGUCGCAGUAAUAGUAAUUCCACUUCGCAUGUAUGAAAACUGGAAUGACUCGUGGAAUCUGCCGAAGUGGACAUGCUACUUGAGAAACUUUUUCGACGGCGGUUUGAUCGGUGUUUCGAUCCUAAGUCUGUGCGCCCUCGCUGCAGAUCGUUACUUAUCGGUUUGUCAUCCUCUCACGCUGAUGAAAGUAACGCGUCCCGUGGUGGUCGCGGCCACCAUCGCUUUCUGCUGGGUGACGCCCUUUCUGGUGUGGACCGUUCUUCUGGCCACAGGAUGGCACAUGACAGGACUGGAAAUUUUCGAGUUCUGCCUCAUGCUUACGGAAGUUUGUGUCUAUGUCAGGAACACAGCCAACGUCUGUAGCACGACGGUCUUAUCCUUUGUGCUGCCCUCGUUCCUGAUCAUCUUUGUGUAUUCAAAGAUAUUUUCCACAGCAAGGAGACACGCCCGUGCAGUCCAGGACUCGAACAGCACGCACGAAGACGCUCAGAAAAACAGCACUUUCUUAAGAAGCACCAAAGCCGCAGUGGCCCCAGGGAUCGUUGUCGCAGUGUUCUUUGUUUGCUGGCUGCCGUACUACUUGGCUUUAAUAUCUGACGUCAUCAAUGAACACCAGCUCGUGCCGAAAUUAAUACUACAGGUGCUCAUCUGGCUAGGUUACCUGAACUCCAUGAUGAACCCAAUAUUGUAUUACAUCUUUAGCCAGGAUUUUAAGUUUGCCUUCAAAAGUCUGUUCCGUUGUAACACGUCUGAAAUGGUGAUGUUGGAAGUAAGAUAAUAAGCACGCACGUUAUGGUGAAAGCAACAGAACUGAGAUCAGCGGCUGGAACAUAAUGGAAAACUUUCUCUCUAUCUCUUUUUUAAUUUUUUUUUUUUUUGCUGUGACUGAUUAACUAUGACCCCCAUGACUUAUGAGCAAAGAGAAAAUGUAUAAUUAAGUCAUGGUUUUUUUUCUCCCGUGCGUACAAAAACCUUAAGGUAAAGAUUCACGGCUUUAACAAAAUCUUGCCCACACAGAUAGCAUAUACUAUUAUAGUAGUUUAUAUCUGGAGACUUUGCUGUAAAGAGAGAGAGAGAGAGAGAGAGAGAGAGAGAGAGAGA